UGGAGGCCACGCCAGUAGGUGUCUAGCUGCCCGCCUGUCAGCAGGUGCGUGCUGCGAGCUGCUGCGACAGCGCGACUGUGUGCCUUUGUGGAGGCGACUUCGCUGCCACCAGAAUACCAGCAAUGAGCGAUCGCUACAGCUUCAUCCCUGCGACGCGGGAGCAGAUGGAGACCAUCAGGAAGAGUCUGGGGACAGACGAAGAGGACAUCAAGAGGACCAUAGCGUCUGUUCGAGGCUGGCUCAGGAUGCAGCCGCAUCUGCCCGACGAGAUAGAUGACGAGCGCAUCGAGAGGAUGUACAUAAACUGCAAGUGCAGCAUGGAGAGGGUUAAGAAAGGAUUGGAUGCCUACUUCUCGCUGAGGACCAGGUAUCCAGAGAUGAUGAUGAAUCGUGACCCCAUGGGAACCGACGUUGUGAGCACCAUGGAGCACAUAGUGAUGCUGACGAUGCCUCGCCUUACCAAAGAUCUCUACCGGGUGCACAUCUUCGCCGACCCCGACCCGGACCCCGUGUGGGUCUCCUGGACAAAUUAUGGAAAAACCGUCUCCAUAAACCUCGACUGGAUGCUAUUGAAUGACUACUCGCUCGGAGACGUCGUCAUCAUGGAUCUGAAGAACACGACUGCCGGACACGUCCUCCGGUCUGAUAUCAAUAUGAUACGGGCUCUUGAAUUUGGCUACAAGACUGCCUAUUGCCGGAGCUUGAAAGCAUUACAUUUGAUAAAUGCUGACAAAGUAGUUGAUUUGGCAAUGAAAAUAUUGAAGGCAGCUCUCUCCGAAAAGUUGCUGAAGAGGAUACACGUCCAUCCUCCAGGAUCAACGACGCUGUUUGACCACGUGGCAAAGGAAUAUCUGCCGGACGAACUAGGAGGCACUGGUGGUCCUAUGGACAAACUUGCCUAUGAUUUCUUCAGAAGAACGGAGAAGAUGCGAGACUGGUUCUUGGAGCAGGACCGCUACAUCUCGGACGAGAGCAAGAGGCCUCCUGACAACCACUACGCCGACGACUUGUUCGGAAUGGCGGGCUCCUUCAAGAAGCUCUCAGUAGACUGACACCGUUCCAGUUAAUAUUGUAGCUUCUGUUACUUGUGAUAGUAAACUGUGAUACACAGGGUGAACUGGGAAUCCACCAAAAAAAAUGCCAAGCUUUUUUGUGAUAAUUUCUACUUUGGUGUAACGGACCCAUGGCCUCCGGUGGUUCGUUAGAGAAUAACAACAUUUCGUUUGACGUUUCCUUGUUGAGGUCUUCAGUCGAAGCCUGGUUUAGUACAGAACCCAAUGCUAUUCUAUCCUGUGCUCAAACGUCUUCACCUCUCCACACGUACAGCAACCGCCGUCCAUCCCACCACUUCCUUCCACUACCGAACUGACAAUUCCCUGAUUCCUGUGGAUGUCUCAUAUCAACCAAUACCUUCUUUCAGUUGAAUUAUACGCUUUCAUUAUUUAUUCGACCUACCCAUAAAAUCUACAGCAUUCUUCUGUAGCACCACGCUUCGGAAGCUCCUGUUCUCUUCUUGUCUGACUAUUUAAUCGUCCACAUUUCCCUUCGAUACAAUGCUACACUCCACAUAAAUACCUCCAGGAACAAAACUUAAUUACUUAUAUUCAAUGUUAAGAGAUUUAUCUUUUUCACAAAUGCUUCUUUUGCGAUUCCCAGUCCGCAUUCUAUAUCAUACCUACUUCUGUUAUCGUCAAUUAUUUAAAUGCCUAAUCAGCAAAAUGGUCAGUGUCUCAUUUUGUAAACAAAUUCCCUCUGUUCGCCACAUACAAUUGCCUGAACUUUAAUUCCGUUCCAAAUAUCUCAUUAAUUUCCUUUACUGCCUCAAUAUCCAGACUGAAUUACAUGUACGAAAGGCUACAGCCCUGUAUCAAUUCCUCCUAAACUACCGGUUUCCCUUUGAGCCGUUAGAAUCUCGUAACUACAGUCUGUUUUCUGUACAAGCUCUAGAACUUUCAGUAACUGCAUUCUUUCCCUUUUACCUUCACGGUUUCCCAGCCAACACUGUCUUUAAAUCUACAAGCGCUUUAAAAAUGGGUUUGCCUCUACUCAGUCAAUCUAAGUCGUAGGAUCACUAUCGCCUCGCAUCAUUCUAUCUUUUUCCGGAACCCAAAUCGAUCUUAAAAAAAAAAAAAAGAAAGAAAAGAAAAAAAAGGUCGGAUUCCACCAAUUUUUCCAUUCUUCUGCAAAUUAGUCGUGUCAGCAUUCUGACACCAAUUUCUUAUACAGAUGGCUCUCUAAUAUUCGCACCUGACAGCGGCUGCCUUCUUUUAAUCAGUAAUAAUUACAGAUUUCUCACCUGAUCCCAUUUCUGCUUUGUAUCCAUAUUACACUGAAAAUAUCUGGUGAUUGGGAUAACAAAACGAAUAAGUCAUAAUGAAAUUAUUACUCUGUGAUAAUCCACCAGAGAUCACGGCUCCUUUAUACCAAAAUAAUUAGGAAAUGUCCUUGAACAAUCUCUGGAAUUUUUGUCAGUGAUUCAGGUUCACCCGGAUAUGUCGUACGCGUGUUCAUCCACAGGGACUAGGUCUAUGAGACCUCACUGCAUGCUCCGAGUGUCUAAUAUGUAUCUUGUAUGAAACUGAAGAAAGAAUAAUAUUGUGUUU
Molecule: messenger RNA, 2603 nt
Organism: Schistocerca nitens (vagrant locust)
Lineage: Eukaryota; Metazoa; Arthropoda; Insecta; Orthoptera; Acrididae
Product: retinol-binding protein pinta-like
Exons: 7
Coding region: 123-1052 (309 amino acids)
Cellular component (GO): membrane
Molecular function (GO): phosphatidylinositol bisphosphate binding
Source: RefSeq, a predicted model, not a curated record